UUGCAAAAGAAAGUUUUCACCAUCGGCCUCGGCAUAAAAGGCGAUUCCGACGAGCCGGAAGCAAACAGUUGCCUCCAGAGAUAGCUACCGAAAUGACCAAGUUUGUUGUGAAGAAAGCACUUGUGCUGUUUACCCUGUUAGUCCUGGGUACCAUAGAAGCCAAGCCCCUGGAUCAGAAUCAGGAUGAGCAUUUGCGAAAGGAGCGGCAGCUUAAAUCUACUGAUGCAGAUGUCAAGAUGGUGGCCAAUGUGACUCCAGCAGGAUCUGCAGGAUCUCAACCCAUGACGAUGGGCAUGGGAAUGGCGUUGCCCAUGAAUCAGAUGGCCCUGAGUUCCGUGGGUGGCCAGCUGGUCAGGUAUCCCAACUAUCCUGGCCUGAUAUACCCAGGAAUUCCUCAAGCACCUGGCCUAAAUGGUAUUCCCGGCCUGCAGACAAACAUUGCCAACAACUAUCCCUCGUAUCCGGAUCCCAAUCUGGCAGGAUCUGCUCCCGGUUUCAAUCCCUUCGGAUCCUUUGGCUAUCCCGGCGUGCCACAGAUGUACGGAAGCUCCCUGAUGUACCCCAAUGCCCAGCUGCCUAAUGGAUUUGUGCCCAACCCAUCGGUGGAUAACUUCCAAUCGCUAAACGGCAUUGUCAAUAUGGCCAAUGUUCAAGGAUUGGGUGGCGGAAAUACUGGCUUGUAUCCAGCACCUCAAGGAUUCGGUGGCAUCAGCUCGGGACUAUAUCCUCAAGCUCCGCAAGGAUUUGGUGGAGCCAACUCUGGAGGGCUGUAUCCUGCUCCUCAGGUUAACAUGCAGGGACUUUAUGCACCACCCGGUGGUUUCCUGGAGCGCAUGAACAUGCAGGCCUACGCACCUGGCUUUUAAAUGAGCUCCAUAGCUCAAUAUUCAAUAAGAUAAUUUAUUUUAUUUAUUUUGCAAAAUACAAGAACAUUUAA
This is a messenger RNA of Drosophila elegans, 937 nucleotides long. Its product is annotated as collagen alpha-2(IV) chain. Bases 93 to 866 code for a protein of 257 amino acids. Lineage: Eukaryota; Metazoa; Arthropoda; Insecta; Diptera; Drosophilidae. The record is from RefSeq and is a predicted model, not a curated record. The transcript has a single exon.